Dreissena polymorpha is the source of this 1098-nucleotide messenger RNA. RefSeq lists its product as uncharacterized. Bases 1 to 1098 code for a protein of 365 amino acids. The record is from RefSeq and is a predicted model, not a curated record. The transcript is spliced from 6 exons. Lineage: Eukaryota; Metazoa; Mollusca; Bivalvia; Myida; Dreissenidae.
AUGGGAUUCAGUGUUGGGGAAGAUGCCAUGCUUUCCUGCCUAGACAGUCUGAAGCGGACCUUUGAUGAAGAUCUCCUAACGUGGAAAUCGGAACUUCAGAAAUAUGUGCGGCCGGGAAGAGACACUGAUGAAGAAGAAAUUCAAAAAGACUCUGAAAACGCCGGCACAAUGUUAGGAACUGAUCCAGGAACUGAUCCUAAUAUAAGUUCAUCAACAGCUUCGGAAUUGACAUCAACAUCGGAAUCUUCAUCAAGAUCAUCAUCUUCCGGGGAUACCAUCUGCAGGGAUAAUGUCGGGAAGCAGAUUAAAGCUCAACACCAAACGAGAAAUCACGGUUACCAGUACAAAAACUGGACACUGGCGUUUAUGGUCAAAAACAGAAUUCGAACUACCCAUUUUGAUGAUGAAAUGACCAUCCGUUCGUCGGACAUUCCUGUAGAAAAGUUCUGCGUCACAAAAGACGAAGCGAGUACGAUAAGGGAGCACAUGAGCAUAAUGGUGCAACGCAUUGUUACGGCGUACAUGCCUUUAUUCCAGCCGUUGGAAGACAAUGUCAUUAAAAGUACGAAGCACGCGUUCCAUGCAGAGAGCUGUGAAAAGAGUGAACUGUUUAACAUUGGAGUAUUAGAUGAACCUCCAUCAAGUAUUGCCGGCGUGAUCAAAAUACUUGAAGGCCUGCAGAAGUACGUGCCGCUAAAGGAGGAUGGUGAUCCAUUCAGGAUUAUCACUUGGGAUGACGGCUUAUCUUGUGAGCGGCACGUAGAUGCUCAGAAUGCUCGAGCCAACGGCGCAACACCUCUUGAUAGGUUACAAGGCUUGGAACCUGCUCCGCAGGAAUUUCACAAGCGCAUGCUUUUGAUGCAGGACACAAUGAACAAGAUGUUUAGCGGAAGCAGUGCCACGGAAAAAGGGACGCUUUUCCAUCUGAAAAAAGUUUUCAAUCAACGUUCUGUCUCGAAAAAUGUUUCCGAAACAUUUAACUAUGUGUCCGACUUUCUGAAGGAACUAUUUUACCAUUUAAUAUCAUUAAAUCCUAAUCGAGCUUUAACCUGCUGGAACGGCUUUCUACCAGAAAGGUUGAGACAAGAUCUCAUAUGA